Molecule: messenger RNA, 3082 nt
Organism: Physeter macrocephalus (sperm whale)
Lineage: Eukaryota; Metazoa; Chordata; Mammalia; Artiodactyla; Physeteridae
Gene: RIOX2
Product: ribosomal oxygenase 2
Exons: 11
Coding region: 45-1484 (479 amino acids)
Cellular component (GO): nucleolus
Molecular function (GO): histone H3K36 demethylase activity; histone H3K4 demethylase activity
Source: RefSeq, a predicted model, not a curated record
CCCGGUGAGUGGAGCGGUCCUGGCUCUCUGUCCCCGCCACUGCUAUGUGGGGUGGUGCUCAACUUCCGGGCGCCCAGGCGCGAGUGUUUGCGCUUCCUCACUGCCUUGUCUUGAGGACAACGAUGCCAAAGAAAGUGAAGCCUGCAGGGGCUGGGAAGGAAGAGGGGCCUGUUCCCUGUAAGCAGGUGAAGGUGGAGCCAGCUGGUGGGCCUUCCCCUUUGAACCUUGACAGUCCCAGUGGCCUCUUUGAAAGUUUAAUCUCACCCAUCAAGACAGAGACUUUUUUCAAGGAAUUCUGGGAGCAGAAGCCCCUUCUUAUCCAGAGAGAUGACCCUGUGCUGGCCACAUAUUACCAGUCCCUGUUCAGGCUCUCAGAUCUGAAGAGUCUGUGCAGCCGGGGUAUGUACUAUGGAAGAGACGUAAAUGUCUGCCGGUGUGUCAAUGGGAAGAAGAAGGUUUUAAAUAAAGAUGGCAAAGUGCACUUUCUUCAGCUGAGAAAAGAUUUUGAUCAGAAAAGGGCAACAAUUCAGUUUCACCAACCUCAGAGAUUUAAGGAUGAGCUUUGGAGGAUCCAGGAGAAGCUGGAGUGCUACUUUGGCUCGUUGGUUGGCUCGAAUGUGUACAUAACCCCUGCGGGUUCUCAGGGCCUGCCGCCCCAUUAUGAUGACGUAGAGGUUUUCAUCCUGCAGCUGGAGGGAGAGAAACACUGGCGCCUGUACCACCCGACAGUGCCCUUGGCGCGGGAGUACAGCUUGGAGGCUGAGGACAGGAUCGGGAGGCCAGCACACGAGUUCACAUUGAAGCCGGGAGACUUGCUGUACUUUCCCAGAGGGACCAUUCACCAGGCGGACACUCCCUCAGGGCUGGCCCACUCCACGCACGUGACCAUCAGCACCUACCAGAGCAGUUCAUGGGGAGAUUUCCUUUUGGACACCAUUUCAGGGCUCGUGUUUGAUACUGCAAAGGCAGACGUAGAGCUACGGGCCGGCAUACCCCGGCAGCUGCUCCUGCAGGUGGAAACCACAGCCGUUGCAACAAGAAAAUUAAGUGGCUUUCUGAGGAUGCUUGCAGACCGGCUGGAAGGCACCAAAGAACUGCUUUCAGCAGACAUGAAGAAGGAUUUUGCUAUGAACAGACUCCCACCUUACUAUUUGGGAGAUGGAGCAGAGCUUUCAACGCCAGGUGGACAGUUACCGGGGUUGGACAGCACUGUGAGGCUGCAAUUUAGAGACCACGUCGUCCUCACUGUAGGACCCGAUCAGGACCCAUCUGAUGAAACUCGAGAGAAGAUGGUUUACGUCUAUCAUUCCUUAAAGAAUAGGAGAGAGACGCACAUGAUGGGAAAUGAGGAAACAGAGUCUCAUGGACUUCGCUUUCCUUUAUCACAUGUCGACGCACUGAAGCAAAUUUGGAACAGUUCAGCUAUUUCUGUCAAGGACCUGAAACUUACUACAGAUGAGGAAAAGCAAAGCCUGCAUCAGUGAUUUCCACUACUCUGUCUUCCAGCUCACUGAUCCGUUUGCCACCUACCUCUUUGAGAGGCUCUCCAAGACCAGCAGGUAGGUCUGGCCCAGGUUAUCAAAUUACUGCUUUUGCCCUGGGCAUUGUGUAUGAGAUUUUGUUUGCACCGUUUAAGAGUGACAUCUCUAUUUUCCCCCGUCCUGUGGGGCUCCCGAAAUUAAGCCCCACUGGCCUUCAAAGCCAAACGCUCUGGGGGAUCGUCUUCCUGGUGCAGGACCCCCAGGCUGGUGAGCCCAAUGUAGGGCUCAGAACCCUCACUCCUUUGGGAGAACCUCUGCAAUAUAAUUAUUCUCCAGGUUUUGGGUCACCCACUCAGGGUAUGUGAUUUGAUUAUAUUGCAAGUCUGUCCCUCCCACUCGUUGUGGUUCCUUCUAUAUGUCUUUAGUUAUAGAAUGUCUUUUCUAGUAGGUUCCAGUCUUUUUCAUCGAUGGUUGUUCUGCAGAUCGUUGUGAUUUUGGUGUGCUUGUGAGAGGAGGUGAGCUCAGGGUCUUUCUAGUGUGCCAUCUUGGCCCCUCCCCAUUUUGCAGUUUAUAUUACUGCUUUGAGUUGGACAUGUUUGUUACCCAACAAAAAUGUAAGCUCCAAGAAGGCCAAAAUCAUGUCUACCCUUAUAUAUCUUCCAAAUUUUUCUGCAUAAUGUCAAACAUUCACCUAUCCAUUUAUACAUUCAUUCCUUUGUUAAACAAAUAGUCCCUGAGUUCCUACAAUGUGCCAGACAUUGUGACACGGUAGAGUAAUAAGCAAAAUAUGCACAGCCCCUGCCUUCAUGGGGCUUCUAGUAGAGUGAGAAAGCACCCAAUCCAACAACAACUAUGUCAUUACAAACUGCAGGCAGUGUCUUGUAGAAAAAGAACCAGGUCUUUAAGGAUGUAGUCUGGAUUUAGAGAGAGAGUAAAAGAGGCUUCCUGGAGAACCUGACACUACAGAUGAACUUAGAAGGAGAAGUAAGAACUAGCCAGGCAAAGAAUGAGGGGAGAAACUUCUAGACAGAGGGCAGAGCCUGUGUUAAGCAUGGGAAAACACUCUGUGCGCUGGUGCAUGUAACAGCCAUGCGUGUGAGUGGGAGAUGAUGAGAGAUGAGGCUGGAGAAGCCAGGGGGAGCCAGAUCACACAGGACACGUUGAAGAGAUUAGACUAUAUCCGAAGCGCAGUGGGAAGCUUUUGAAUAGAAGACUGACAAGCAGUAGGUGUGCAAUAAAUACUUUGUUAAUUAAAUUGCCAGGAUCCAUCUUGAGUAUUACAUAAGUGGGGGGAAAAAGCCAAGUACUUAGGAAGUAAAACUAGUGCACUCUCAGAGUUCAUUCUUCUUUCUACUGCUUGCCACAGAGCUUAUGAUACUUAUUUUCCCAUGAAAUGAUACUUAUUUUCCCAUGAAAAGGCAACAAGGUCAGUAAGACUCCGGACUCAAAGCUAAAACCCAGUGCUGACCUUAGGUACAAUUUUAUGAAUUAGUUAAAAUCUAUAAAAUCCCCAUCCUAAUCAGAUCCUCCUAUAACAUAAAUGGCAGACUAAAUCAAAUGGUCCAUAGUUCAGAUGCUGUGGUUUUUGACCUUUCUACUAA